AUGGCAGAAUAUGCAUUAGUUCCUUUAUUCGAUAGGCAAGAUUUAGCUAGGAAGUGUAUUAAUCUACUUAAUGAGGAAUGGCCUCGGAGUGAUGGAUCGCGAGAGCAUUCUCAGAAAAAGUCAUGCAGGAGUGAACCUCCCAUGUCUUUCCUGUUAAUAAGGAACAUUGAUGAUGAACUCGUUGGCCAUGCACGUGUUUGUAAUCUGCCUAAUAAGAGAGAAGGGUGUUGGAUUGAGUCUGUUAUCGUUAGUGGGAAAGAACGCUCUAAAGGCUUAGGGAAAUUGCUUAUGUUAGAAACGGAGAAAUUCGUUAAGCGUUUUGGCUAUAAUCAGGCUUUUCUAUGUACUGAAGACAAAGAAGAAUUCUAUAGGCGCUGUGGCUACGUGGAGUGUGAUCCUGUAAUACACUCCACGGCUGCUACUUCUGUUUUCCCCAUCUUCGAGAAAUUAGAGAGUAACGUGGGAACAGAAGUCAAAACAACAUCUACUUCUGAAAGAGCUGAGACUUUGUGUUCGUCAGCACCUCCAGCGCCGCCACCACCACCUCCUAGAAAGCAAUCUAUGGGUACCAUGACUACGAUUGAUCACCAAUAUAUGAAGAAGAAUAUUUAA
Auanema sp. JU1783 is the source of this 612-nucleotide messenger RNA. The record is from the annotation of a GenBank genome assembly. NCBI's taxonomy places the organism in Eukaryota, Metazoa, Nematoda, Chromadorea, Rhabditida, Rhabditidae.